This is a messenger RNA of Archocentrus centrarchus (flier cichlid), 6752 nucleotides long. RefSeq names its product early endosome antigen 1 (gene eea1). The transcript has 30 exons. Lineage: Eukaryota; Metazoa; Chordata; Actinopteri; Cichliformes; Cichlidae. Gene Ontology annotation, molecular function: metal ion binding; 1-phosphatidylinositol binding. The record is from RefSeq and is a predicted model, not a curated record. Gene Ontology annotation, cellular component: early endosome. The coding region runs from base 117 to 4319 and encodes 1400 amino acids. Gene Ontology annotation, biological process: endocytosis.
GCCCAUCCGCCACUGCUGUUCCCUGAGUCCGGUCAGGUGUUCGCUGUUCACAGACGUAAACUUGGCGUUUUGAAAACGGACAGGAUUUCUUGACGGGACAAAACACAAUCGAGGCCAUGCUCAGACGGAUACUUCAAAUGACUCCUGGGAAGGGAGGGUCCCAGAAUGCAGAGUCAGAGCAGCCCAGCACAGAUCUUAACCACGAUCAGACAUCUGAGGGCUUCAUCUGUCCUCAGUGCAUGAAGUCUCACAACUCUGCAGAGGAGCUGUUCAAGCACUAUGAGCUGUUCCAUGACACCGGAGACCUCCCUGCCCAUGUGGCCCCCACUAGGGAAGACCUUACAAUGCUGCGGCAAGAGGUCCAGGACCUGCACGCUUCUCUUAAGGAGGAAAGAUGGUUCUCUGGAGAGCUAAAAAAGGAGUUAGACAAAGUCCAAGGACAGCUGAAGCAAAACGAUGGGCAGAUGAGCACAGAGGAUUCAGUCCUUGAAAAGAAGUUGAAUGAAGCUGAGACAGAGAAGUUCAACAUCAAACAGAUGAAAGACUUGUUUGAGCAGAAGGCUGCACAGCUGGCCACAGAGAUAGUAGAUUUGAAGUCCCGUUAUGAUGAAGAGAAAAGUCUCAGGGAGGCUGCUGACCAGAGGCUAGCCAAAUUGAAUGAACAGCUGCAGGAAGCAAAGCAGGACAACGAGAGACUCCAAACAGAGCUGCUGCAGCGACCAGGCAUUGAAGAUGUAGAGGUUCUGCAGAAGGAGCUGGUACAGGUGCAGACACUGAUGGACCGCAUGACCCGUGAGAGAGAGGAAGAGUCAGAGCGCCUCAAAAACCAUUACGAGCAACUGCAGGCUAAUUACACUACCUCAGAGAUUCGUAAACUGGAGAUGACUAUAUCCCAACUAAAGGCAGAGCUGGAGAAGGGUCCUCAGGAAGCCGCUGUCUACACGCAGCAAAUCCACGAGUUGCAGAGCAAUUUGAAUAACCUGCAGCAGCAAAGUCAGAGCCUGUCUGAAAAGCUUGCACGCAAGGAGAAGGAGUAUCAAGAACAGGAGGAGCAUCUGGGAGCUGAGAAAACUGCCAAGAAGGAAGUCCAAGAAAACCUGAGGGAGAGGGAAUUAGAAGUACAAGAGCUGCAGGCUCGGGCCACAGGGGCUGAGGCGUCCCUGCACAAGGCCCAGACGGAGCUUACAGAGAGGGGUGAGGAGGUGGCAAAGUUGAAGAGUGAGAUUGCAGAGAUGGAGGUGAAGCAUGCAGAACUAAAAGUUGAGAGGAAACAGUUGGAACAGCAGAGGGAAGAAAAGGAAAGCCAAGGUGCUCAGCAGCAGACUGAGAUCAGUCAGCUGCACAAUAAACUGUUGGAGGCAGAGCGGCAGCUGGGUGAGUUGCAAGGUCGACUUAAAGAACAGAGGCAGCUGUCAGGGGAGAAACUCAAGGACCGCGAGCAACAAGCAGCCGACCUGCAGCUCAAACUCUCCCGUGCAGAGGAACAGUUGAAAGAGAGUGCCAGUAAGAGCACGGACCUGCAGCACCAGCUGGAGAAAGCCAAGCAACAGCACCAGGAGCUGCAGGCACUGCAGCAAAACACUAACGGCAAACUCCGUGAGGCGCAGAAUGACCUGGAGCAGGUGUUGCGUCAGAUUGGAGAUAAAGACCAGAAGAUCCAGAACCUGGAAGCUUUGCUUCAAAAGAGUAAAGACACAGUGAGCCAGCUGGAAGCCGAGAGGGAGGACUUGUGUGCCAAGAUCCAGGCUGGGGAAGGAGAGACCGCUGUGCUUAACCAGCUUAAAGAGAAAAACCAUGCACUACAAGAACAGGUAACACAGUUGACAGACAAGCUUAAGAACCAAUCAGAGAGCAACAAGCAAGCACAGGAUAAUCUACACAAGCAGGUCCAGGAGCAGAAGACUCUGCUGCGCUCAGCCCAGGACCGAGCUCAUACCCUGGAGAUUUCAGUUACUGAACUCACCACCCAGCUCACAGAGAGCAAGGAAAAAGUGGCCCAGCUGGAUGCCCAGCUGAAGGCAAAGACAGAGCUGUUGCUCUCUGCAGAGGCAGCUAAGGCUGCACAGAAAGCAAACCUAGAGAACAGCCUGGAGUCUGCCCAACAUGCCCUACAGGACAAGCAGCAGGAGCUGAAUAAAGUUCAGAAGAACCUGGAGGAUCAUGCCCAAAGGCUCAAAGAGAGACAAGAGCAGUGCGCACAGCUCGAAAGCAGUCUGAAGGAAUGCAAAGACAAGCUACUGGCUUCAGAACAGCGGAUAGAGCAGUUGGAGGGGUUCAAUAAGAAAUUGGAGUCGCAGGUAGGGGAGGUGCAGUCUGCACGAGACCAGGGGCAGCAGGAGCUGCAGAAGCUGCAGACGGAAAGUUCAGAAGUUAAAAAGAAAGCCAAAGAGCUACAACGCUCACUCGAAACUGAGAAAGCGGGGGCUACAACUCUGCAGGAGGAGUUAAAGAAAAAGGCAGGUACAUUGAGUGAAGUCCAGCAGAAGCUAGCACAGUCUGAGCAGGAGAUUACUACUUUGAAGGCAAACCUGGAAAAGGUGACCCAAGAGGGAAAAGCUCAGCAUGCAGAGCUGGAUAGAAAAGCUCAGAGUCUGGCAGCAGAGCUACAAAAGGCCCAACAGGAAAAAGAGGCUCAAAGGAAGGAGCUUGCAGCUACUCAGGAGAGUCUCGGAAAGGCUAAUAAGGCACUGAAAGAAAGUCAGAGUCAACUGGACACUGAGAGGAAAAACCAUAAAUCAGCUAUAGAGGAGAAGGAAAAAUCAAAUGAAAAAGUAAGACAGGAGCUUCUGAAAAAUAAUGAGUCCACCACUAAGGCAAUGAAAGAAUCCAAAGAACAGCUGGAGCAGAUUAGAGAGGCAGAGAAAAAGUUGAAAGUGCAGCUGACCUCAUUAGAACAGCAGCACACAAAGACUCAGGAGACACUGAGGGAAAAGGAGAAAGAGCUGGAGAAUCUGCGGACACAACUAAAGACGACCCAGGGAUCUUUGGAAGAGGAGAUUAAGAAACUGAAGGGCCAAGUGACACAGCUACAGGAAACUGGUGUCAAGAAAGCAGAAGAGGAAAGUAAGCUGAGAGCACAGGUGUUGGGACUCAGCCAGGAGCUGACCUCUGAGAAGAGCCGAGCAGCAGAGCUGCAGAAGGCCUUGGAGCAAAGCAAGGAAAACAUCACUAAACUUCAGUCUGACUUUUAUGGAAAAGAGUCUGAGGUUUCUGCCUUGCGUCAAGACCUCAAGGCAUCAGAGGAGAAACUGAGCAUGACUCAGGAGGAGCUGGCUGCUAAUCGAACCCAUCAGACAGGCUUAGAGGCCCAGAUCCAGGACUUGAAAACAGGCCGGAGCUCACUGGAGCAGGAGCUCGCCAAACGGGACGAGAAGCUCCAACAGCAGGAGCAAACCCUGAAGGAAUUGCAGAAGCAAAAGGGUCAAGUUAAGGAGGAGCUGCAGAAGGAGAAGAGCGCCAUGGAAGAGCUGAACAAAGCAAAGAGCCUCCUGGAGAAGAACAACAGCAGACUGACUUCAGAGUUAAAAGCGCUAACAGAGAAGAGCGAGAAGGAGCUCGGUGAACUCCAGGAAGCCAAACAGCUGUUGAUCCAGCAGAAACUUGAGCUGCAGGCUCAGGUGGAGGCAGCUCAGGGUGCUCUGAAGCAGGAGCAGAAAGAGCACCAGGCCACCAAGCACAGCAGGAGUGAGAGAGAGGAGCAGCUUCUCGCUCAAAUCAGGGAUGUCCAGGAUCAUCUGGCAGCAGAGAAGAAGGCAAGAGAAGAGCAGGUGAAGCGUGGGGAGGAGACAGAAGCUAAGAUGGGUUUACAGGUGACAGCUCUGAAUGAGAACGUGGCCACGUUGAAGAGGGAAUGGCAGGGGAGCCAGCGGAGAGUCGGAGAACUCGAGAAACAGACAGAUGAGCUGAGAGGAGAAAUCGCUGUGCUGGAGGCCACCGUGCAGAACAACCAGGAUGAGCGACGGGCUCUUUUGGAAAGGUGUGUGAAGGGUGAAGGCGAGAUAGAGAAACUGCAGGCCAAAGUGGUGGAGCUCCGGAGGAAACUGGAUGACACGACAGCUGCCAUGCAGGAGCUCGGCAGAGAGAACCAGUCGCUUCAGAUCAAGCAGUCACAGAGUCUGACUAGAAAGUGGGCUGAGGAUCACGAAGUGCAGAACUGCAUGGCCUGUGGGAAAGGCUUCACUGUCACAGUCAGGAAGCACCACUGCAGACAUUGUGGAAACAUUUUCUGUGCGGAGUGUUCAUCAAAGAACGCCCUCACUCCUUCCUCUAAAAAGCCAGUACGGGUGUGUGAGACGUGCUACGAGGAGCUCCAAGGCUGAUUUUUUUUUUUUUUUUUUUUCUCUCUCCCAUUUCUUUAACCCUGCUUACCCACCCUUUAACACCCCUUUAUCCCCUCCCCCAUCCUUUCUAUUCCAAUGGGCAGAAGAAGGCAUGUCUUUGUCAUUUUUAAUGUGCACUAUAAAGGACAGACCCAGUGCAAAGACUCUCACCUGCAUGUGACCUCUGGCGCUGGUGUUGAGGGAAAUGAGGAAAGGGAUUUGUGGAGGAGAUGCCAGUCGAGUGAUAGGUCAGGGUAGGACUUGUUGGGAUUGUCUGUAUCUGUUUUUGUGCCUUUGCUACUCCUGUGGACUGCCAGAGAGCGGAGACAGUGAAAAUCAAAACACCAACCAUUUCUUUAAGUUCGCAUCCCACUGGUAGUUAUAAGGCAUACAUUGUGAAAUGUUUGGCAUAAGACACUGCAAAAGUGAGCAUUGUAAAAGUGAUGUUGAAAUCUGCCAUACAAAGGUAAAUGCAGUUAACUAGUAUUUUCUUAUGUCAACAUAGCCCUGCAUCAGUCUCAUCACAAAGAAGUGUGGAUUCAGAUUGUGUAGCAAGAAAGCUAUAAAAACCCAAGUAAUUAAAGAUGUACCGAAUUAGUUUUUUAACUGUCAGCAGUUUGUUUGGCCACAAAACAAGGCUUUAAAUCCCUGUCGGUUAAUCAGUCUUGUACGGGAUUUCAGUUAUCUUUAAAGAAAAGAUUUUACAUCGCCAUAAACAGCAUUAGAUUAUUGUCCAUAACACUGUGCAGUGCAUGGAAGUUAUCAUCUCAAGGUUCAAACGUCCUUCUCGGAAUUUUAAAUGUUAAAAAGAAAAUCUUCCUCGAAUGCAUCAAUCGACUUUUGCACCAGCGCGUUUCUAUAAAGCACUUCAGAUCAGUUACUGCGCGUUGCCUUUGUGCGGCAGUGUUUGUGAUUCUCUUAAAAUUAAUGUAUUCAUGACCAAAGAAUGUUUGCAGCAGGAAUACAGCCGAGGUGAAAGCCCUGACUUUGUUUCAUAUUUCAGUAUUUUUCCGUGUACCACCAUUUUCAGGUCGCAGGGUUGCAUAUUUUUUUAUCUUGAAAACAGCAUGUGUGGCGAUCGAAGAGGCUUUUUAUGUACAGUUUUUUUUUUUUUUUCUCCUGUGCCACAUUUCUUUUAACAUAUUAUUUUCUUCAAAUCGUGGUGCUUUCUGCAGACUUGAAGGUGCCUGCAUGUUAAUGUUUUUUUUUCCCCUGCUGCUCUACACUCUACUCAGCACCACUGACUGCUGCUGGAGCUGUGUGUUUGUUUGUAUGUUUGUCCCUGCUUUCAAGCAAUAUCUGUGGAGGGGUGUGUGUGUGUGUGUGUGUGUGUGUGUGUGUGUGUGUGAGUGUGUGUGAAGUUGCUGUAACAGAGUGUGUAUUUUAGUGUUUAGCCCUGCUGUGUAUGCUGAGAUGCACUGUAUGAAUGUCAGCUGCUCAGAAUCUCAGCUUCUCUCCGGCAUGUUGCUCGGGGACUUCAGUGCUGCUUUCGGGAGCAGCGGUUACUGACGGUUCUCCGUCCGACGUGCCUGCCGCUGAGAACGAUGUCAAAGUUAAUUCCUGCUUUGUUUAAUUUAUAAUUGUUGAUAGAUUCUGGUAAGAUCUCUUGUGCAGUUGUCAGUAGACUGGAGCAGGUCACGAUGUAACAAACAGCUUGCUUCAGGCUCACGACAUUCAUUUUUCAUGUCUGUACGCUCAUUACAAAAGAAUGUCAGUCUCAAUUGCCAUCUCUCAAAAACACCCGUCUUUUUGCAUCACAUCGGUUUUGUUAUGUCUACCUCAGAUUGGCCCAGGAAAAGCACUAUUUCUAAAUGAUAGACAUCACAAAUGUUGUAUCUCUGCCUGUAUUCGAUGAAGGAUUUGUGACUACUGUAGUGUACAGACCCUAAACUCUACAGAGAUGAUUUGCACCUUAUCGUAUUCUGGGCUUGUCCAUGAGAGCUCAGCUACAAACAUAGGACCACCAACUUUAUACAGGCUUCAGCAUUUCUAGCACCCUUGUACUCAACUGCUCAUUAAUACUAAGGCUGUCAUCUUUGUAAAUGUUUGUAAUGAAAGAGAAAAAUAAAAUCUAUAUAACACUCGUGGGUGUAGAAACACAAUAACAGUGAAACUGUGUGGAUUCAUCAGUGUCUUACUCAUUUUUACAAAAUGGCUCCACAGAUGUGAAGACACUGAAUUGUGGCUUGCUUUGUGUUGCUCCCAGUUAUCAUGCAUGAUGACUCUACUGGCCUGUGGCUCACAUGUUUCUCCAAUGUUUAGUCAUCAUAUUUGGUGGUUGUGAAGGUGUGCCUUCAUGCAAACAUCCUGCACGUCACUGCUUAUUGUUAGCAGCGUCGGCGUGACUUUGGCUCACCUGAGCUGGAUGAGAAAGUGAUUUAUGUUCACAUGCACCAGUUGAUUUUCUAAUUGUCAUGGCAAACAAAUAAAAAC